AUCCGACAGGUGCUAUGUUGCUAUGGAAUCGAAACAAACAGGAAACGGUGUCGAUGUAUAAAUAAAUCAUAUUUAUUUUGUCGACCUUAUUUUGUUGGUCAUAUUUUUAACAUUUUAGACCAGACAUGGCUCUUACAGUUAUUUCAGCAAAAUAUCCUCCUCACAUAGAUCCUUCAAAAACACCAUUGGCUUAUGGAGACAGAGCUUUACCCCGCUUGAACAGAGAAUUGCAAGAUGCUAACCUUUUAACCAGACAACGAGCAGUGAUGUCUUUAUGUGACCACCUUCAUGAUCCAGAGAACAUUGCAGAGGCUUUAAAAGUCGGUAUUGCAGAAAGCUUGAAGAAACUCCUCACUGAUCAAGAUAUAACAGUACGACAGAAAUCUACAGAAUGCCUGUUUGUAAUUGGCACUCAUGCUAUUGGACGUGAAGCCUUUCUUGAGCACAAAAUUAUUCCUCCAGUUGCUAAACUCUUUGAUGACAAGGUGGAUAUUGCAAGAAAAAAUGCACACAAAGCUAUUGAGAUGAUAGCAGAAACACCCCAGGGAGCUAGUGGCAUAGUUGAAGCAGAUUUAAUUGGAACCCUUGUUAGCAAAUUAAAAUCUGAAGUUGAUGAAAUAAAGCUCCUGAUUCUUGACACUCUGCAUUUUUGCAUGAGAGUAGAUACAACAAAGGCACUGAAUGCUGAUGCCAUGACGGUGUUCACAUCUCUGCUGAAGCAUAAGGAUUCUGCCAUCAGAGCAAAGGCUGCCAGGGAUAUCAUGGACCUAAGUGCUCCUCUGGCAGGGAAGAACAAGGCAGUGGAAGUGAAUGCGGUGCCAGAGCUGGUAAAACUGCUGACUGACUCCGCGCCUGAUGUGAAGGCUAAUGCAGCAGGAGCUCUCAUGAUCAUUACCAUAACAACAAAAGGAAAGUACACAGCCUUGGAAGCCAAAGCAAUAGCACCUCUUGUCACCCUUGUAGAUGACUCUACCAGCGAGGUCUGUGCAAAUGCAUUGAAGGCCCUAACAUGCCUCUCUGAGGCCCCAGAAGGACGAAGAACAUUACUGGAGCAUGUAGGCAAGAUCAAGGUGCAUCAGAAGGACCCUAUCCCAGCUGUUGCCCGGGCAGCUGAUAUUGCAGUGAAGGUCAUUGAAUGGAAACCAUAGGGCAUUCACAUGUGCAGUUUACAUAGCUACAACACAUAAAGACAUCUUACAUAUUUUGUGACUGAUUUGUUGAAUUAUAUUUUCAUGUAAUUUUAUUUAUAUGUUUUGUUUGUAUACAUGUAUAGUUGUUCUGUGUGAAUGCUUAUUAAUGAUAGUACAAAAGUAUCUGUGAUAUGCUUUAUACAUUAUGUUGAUGAAUAAAUGUAAUCUUGA
Molecule: messenger RNA, 1361 nt
Organism: Dreissena polymorpha
Lineage: Eukaryota; Metazoa; Mollusca; Bivalvia; Myida; Dreissenidae
Product: radial spoke head 14 homolog
Exons: 10
Coding region: 126-1148 (340 amino acids)
Molecular function (GO): protein binding
Source: RefSeq, a predicted model, not a curated record